This is a messenger RNA of Hippocampus comes (tiger tail seahorse), 965 nucleotides long. It is a transcript of the gene hdhd2, whose product is annotated as haloacid dehalogenase-like hydrolase domain containing 2. Gene Ontology annotation, cellular component: cytoplasm. The coding region runs from base 83 to 862 and encodes 259 amino acids. Gene Ontology annotation, molecular function: phosphatase activity. The record is from RefSeq and is a predicted model, not a curated record. Lineage: Eukaryota; Metazoa; Chordata; Actinopteri; Syngnathiformes; Syngnathidae. The transcript has 9 exons. Gene Ontology annotation, biological process: dephosphorylation.
AAAACACAAAACGCUUCCUCCUUGGCCAACGAAGAAGACGUGAACCGGAAGCAGGAAUCGCUUUUCUGCAAAGGUGACAAGAAUGGCAAGCGGACGCGCUCUAAAGGCCGUUCUCAUCGACCUAAGCGGAACUCUGCACAUAGAAGACACAGCAGUGCCGGGUGCGCAGGAUGCCCUCUCCAGGUUACGGCAGGCAUCUGUCGCCAUCAAGUUUGUGACCAACACAACCAAAGAGAGCAAGAAGAACUUGCUGGAAAGGCUGCAACGGCUCAACUUUGAUCUCAAGGAAAAAGAGAUCUUCACAUCACUGAGUGCUGCGAGGACUCUCUUAGAGAAGACAAAACACAGACCGUUGCUCCUGGUGGAGGACAGCGCCCUGGAAGACUUCGCAGGUAUCGACACAUCCGAACCGAAUGCUGUCGUCAUCGGGCUCGCUCCUGAUCACUUCGACUAUCAAACGAUGAACAAGGCUUUCAGACUGAUUCUGGAUGGUGCUCCACUCUUCGCGAUCCAUAAGGCUCGCUACUAUAAAAGGAAAGAUGGCUUGGCCCUCGGCCCCGGACCCUUUGUAACAGCACUGGAGUAUGCCACAGACUGCAAAGCUUCUGUCGUGGGAAAGCCUGAAAAGACAUUUUUCACACAGGCACUGGCUGAUUUGGGGUGUAGCCCAGAUGAAGCAGUCAUGAUCGGAGAUGAUGCCAGGGAUGACGUCGGAGGAGCUCAGAGUACCGGAAUGUUGGGAAUUCUGGUCCGAACCGGUAAAUACCGACAAGGAGACGAGAAUAAAAUCAACCCUCCUCCUCACAUGACAUGCGACACUUUCCCAGAUGCUGUUGAGCACAUCCUUAAGAAUCUACUAUAAUGUUACCUGGUUUCGGAUAUGCAGGUCCUGGAUGAGUGCAACUUUGUGUCAUCAUGUACAUAACGUGUGAUUUAUUAUGAUGGUGCAUAAACAACAACAACAA